Messenger RNA from Patiria miniata (bat star), 2162 nucleotides. RefSeq names its product bile acid-CoA:amino acid N-acyltransferase-like. Lineage: Eukaryota; Metazoa; Echinodermata; Asteroidea; Valvatida; Asterinidae. Gene Ontology annotation, biological process: acyl-CoA metabolic process; fatty acid metabolic process. The record is from RefSeq and is a predicted model, not a curated record. The coding region runs from base 107 to 1492 and encodes 461 amino acids. The transcript is spliced from 8 exons. Gene Ontology annotation, molecular function: fatty acyl-CoA hydrolase activity.
CAUACCGAAUCGAAGGUCAAUUGGCAAGUUGCAUGCUUGGACCGUCCUCGACCAUGGCCGCUGUACUCGGACUGGAUAGGAUAGAAACAAUCCCAACGAUGGGAAGAUGAAUGGUUUGUUGAGACAAGCUAUCGUUGGAACACUGAGAACACGUAGUCGUAUUGCAUGCGCAGGGCAGUGUGCUAACAUGACAAGCAUUGCGGUCUUUCCGCCGUCUAGUUUCAUAGACGACACUGUGUCCGUCGUAGUCAGUGGUUUGGCACCGAACACUCGCGUUAGCUUACGGUUAAGUGUGCAGGAUAGAGACAAGGUUUUCCAAGCCGUGGGUCAUUUUGAAGCAGAUCGGGAUGGUAAAGUGGACCUCAACACCCAGCAAUCACUGGGUGGUAGCUACACAGGUUUGGAACCCAUGGGGUUGUUUUGGAGCCUCGGCCCUGCACCAGGCCAAAAGAGGGGUAUUCGCCUGGCAAAGCAAGACGUCACGGAACCUGUCGAGUUCACCUUUGCCGUGUACAAUGAGCAUUUGGAGUUGCCGUUGCUCAUCACAGCACAACCACUGGCCGUCACUCAAACACGGAGAUGGUACAUGAAGGAGAGUGAAGUGGACAGAAUCAAGAUACACUCAGGGAAGAUCCGAGGAAUUCUCUAUAAACCAAAAGGACCAGGUCCAUUUCCAGCCGUGAUCGAUAUGUUUGGUCUAGCAGGUGGAGUCAUUGAAUACCGGGCAGCUAUGCUGGCUUCCAAGGGAAUCGUCGCCCUUGCUCUUCCCUACUUUAGUUACGAGGACCUGCCUCGGUCUUUCCAUCAUCUGGAGUUUGAAUACUUUGAGGAGGCAACUGCCUGGCUAUCCUCGCAAUCCUUCGUGUCUCCCAAUGCUACAGGUAUUGUAGGCACAUCCUUUGGAGGCUGCAUAGCUCUUGAAAUGGCUGCAAGACUUCCCCAGAUAAAGGCAGUUGUUGCUACUUCAUGCCUUCCAUUUUUUAAAACGCUCCUCACGUACCGCGGGGAAAGGAUGCCUUCUUCACAUCCGCCAGUCGAUCCACAGAAAGGCUACAUGAGCAAAGAAGGCUUUGCGAUGAAAGAAAUGUUUACGGAGGACGUCUGUAACUUACCCGACGAGGAACUGAUCGAUAUACAGAACUCGGAGGCACGUUUCCUUUUCGUCCUUGGGGAGGACGAUCAAAAUGUCCCCGCCGCAGAGGGCGCCAGACGGACGGUGCAGAAGAUGCAGUCUCACAAUAAGACUAACUACGAGUUGCUGAGCUACAAGGGGGCGGGGCAUCUUCUGGAACCCCCUUUCCAACCUGCAGGCAGAGGGAUCUAUAAUGCUCCACUGGACCACGUGCUGGAUUUCGGUGGAGAGAUGAAAGCACACGCUCAUGCCUGUCAGGAUGUUUGGUCUAAGACGCUUUCCUUCUUGAGAAGACACCUAAUGACCACUGAAGGAGACGGACAUCGACGAACAUCAUCGUCAAGAAAUAGCAAGCUUUAAGCUCUGGUGAACUUAAACGUCACAAAUGUGCAGGACUGGUGACAUUUUUAAUCAUCAUAUUUUCAAAUUACUCUCGUUAUGGUUUUUCUAUUUUGGGCGUUAGCAACUGUCAGAAUUUUUUUUGUUAAUUUCAGUUGUGUUUGCUUCUAACGCACGACGAAGAUGCCCCUGAUAUUUUUGGCGGUUCAGGGCCCUUUAAAGCAUCUUUUGUUUUAGCAUCUUUAAAGCAUCUUUUUGUGCAGAAAAUUGGUUUUCUGAAAUGUCAUGCUCUGUCGCUUCUCUCAUCCGCAUGUCCGCAUAAAAAAACACCAGUCUUCAAUAAAUUACACUGAAAACAGCAUGUCAAAUCAGAUAUUUUAUUUUACAGCAUGGGGGCGUGCCUAGCAUCAGCUGCUGAAUGUAUUGUACAACCAGAACAUUCUUGAGGAAAACGUGUACAAUUUGCCAUAGAUCUGCAUGUUAACAGAACGGUGGCCCACAACUGUCACGGCAAAAGCAAAUUCUCCGCGGCAAAAGCAAAUUCUCCGCGGCAAAAGCAAAUUCUCCGCGGCAAAACAAAAUUCCCCGCGGCAAAACCAAAUUCGCCGCGGCAAAACUUUUCCUGGCCCCGCGGCUGCAUGGCAAUGUGAGGCUGCGUCCGAAUGUUUCGGCUGUGGCCGCUGGCUGCGUC